Punctularia strigosozonata HHB-11173 SS5 is the source of this 1139-nucleotide messenger RNA. RefSeq names its product terpenoid synthase. Bases 1 to 1029 code for a protein of 342 amino acids. Lineage: Eukaryota; Fungi; Basidiomycota; Agaricomycetes; Corticiales; Punctulariaceae. The record is from RefSeq and is a predicted model, not a curated record. The transcript has 6 exons.
AUGCCGUCCGCCACCCAUUUCUACCUGCCCGACCUUCACGCUGUGUGCCCUCUGAAGGGUUCCACCAACCCUCACUACAAGCAGGCCGGGGCCGAGUCUUCUGCCUGGAUCAACAGCUACAACGUCUUCACGGAUCGGAAGCGCGCCUUCUUCGUCCAAGGAUGCAACGAACUGCUCGUCUCGCAUACCUACCCAUAUGCAGGCUACGAGGAAUUCCGCACUACAUGCGACUUCGUCAACCUGCUGUUUGUCGUUGACGAGGUUUCCGACGACCAGGAUGGCGAGGACGCCCGCAAGACCGGCAACGUCUUUCUCAACGCGAUGAGACACGAUGACUGGCUCGACGGCUCUGCCUUGGCCAAGAUGACCAAAGACUUCAGGACCAGAUUCCUUCGUCUGGCAGGCCCCGCGUGCGCUCGGCGCUUUUUGAACCACUGCGAUAAAUACAUCGAGGCGGUCUCUCGCGAAGCCGAGUAUCGUGAACAUGGCCUGGUCCUGGACGUCGAGGCUUUCACGAACCUCCGCCGAGAGAACAGCGCGAUCCGCCUGUGCUUUGGGCUCUUCGAGGCUGUGCUCGGCAUCGAUCUGCCAGACUACGUUUUCGAAGACGCCACCUUCAUGAGCCUAUACUGGGCGGCAGCCGACAUGGUCUGCUGGUCCAACGACGUCUACUCGUACGAUAUGGAGCAGGCGAAAGGUCUCAGCGGGAACAAUAUCGUGACCGUCCUGAUGCAAGCCAACGGCACGACCCUGCAAGAGACGUCGGACUACAUCGGCGAAUACUUCCGCGACCUGAUGGAUCGCUUCACGGCGAAGAAGGCUAUGCUCCCGAGCUGGACCCCGCAAGUCGACGCCGCCGUCGCGCGCUACGUCGCGGCGAUGGAGCACUGGGUGAUUGGGAACCUGAUCUGGAGCUUUGAGACCCAGCGGUACUUCGGUCCUCGCCACGAAGAAGUGAAAGCGACCCGUUUGGUGGUACUGCGGCCCCGUGAGGACCCGGGCAGCAGCGACGAGGAGAUCCAGAUCUGAAAUAAUGCCGCGCAAUCCGCUCGCUUGUGCACAGCGCGCCGGCAUCUCACAAAAGUUCCCUAGACAUCGCGCAUCCCGCCUAUUGCCCUGUAUGCCCAUGAGUUAUAACG